This is a messenger RNA of Alosa sapidissima (American shad), 3262 nucleotides long. Its product is annotated as prothrombin-like. The coding region runs from base 35 to 1939 and encodes 634 amino acids. Gene Ontology annotation, cellular component: extracellular region. The transcript has 14 exons. The record is from RefSeq and is a predicted model, not a curated record. Lineage: Eukaryota; Metazoa; Chordata; Actinopteri; Clupeiformes; Clupeidae. Gene Ontology annotation, biological process: platelet activation; positive regulation of blood coagulation; proteolysis. Gene Ontology annotation, molecular function: serine-type endopeptidase activity; calcium ion binding.
UCUAGGCAUUGGGACGUGUGGGGUCCAAGAUCUCAUGCAGGAUUUGUUUAGAUUUCUUCAGCCACGGUUAAAAAUGGGUGGAAUUCCAGCAGCUCUGCUCCUCAGCGUCUUUCUCAGCUCGGUUCUUCAGGGCAUGUAUGCAGAUGUAUUUAUUGACACCGAAAGAGCCUCUGAGGUUUUAAUCAGAGCGAGGCGAGCAAAUUCCUUUCUUGAGGAGGUGAAGCCUGGUGACCUGGAGCGUGAGUGUCUGGAAGAGAUAUGCGAUCAUGAGGAAGCCAGUGAAGUGUUUGAACAACAGCAGGCUCAGUUUUGGUGGAAAUACCAGGGCUGCAAUGGCCUGACAUUGCCCAGAGAUCCAAAUUCUACACAGACUCUCAGAAACUGCUUGGAUGCAUCCGGCGAGUGUUUUGUUGGGAAUGGAGAGACAUACAGCGAAGCAGUGGCCAUCACCUCCAGUGGAAAGACAUGUCAGUACUGGAGCAGCAACUAUCCACACAGAAUAACAGAAUUCAACACAGCCCUGGAUGAUUCUUUGAAAGAGAACUAUUGCCGAAAUCCAGAUCAAAGUCCUGAUGGACCUUGGUGCUUCACUCGUGAUCCCACAGUCAGAAGAGAGAGCUGUGCUAUUCCAAAAUGUGACGGACCAUUUGUUACUGCACCCCUCCCUACAAAUCUCCCUCCCUUCAAUGGGAUCAUUGAUUACAACAGUUCAACAAACUGUCUUCUUGACAAUGGCAAAGACUAUAACGGAACCUUGUCUGUCACCAUGAAGGGUUUCGCAUGUCUGCCCUGGGCUACCCCUAAAGCUAAAAAGAAGGCUGCAGGACUCGAGUUUCUCCCCAACGUUGUACUGGAGGCAAACUACUGCAGAAAUCCGGAUAAUGACACAGAAGGGCCAUGGUGCUUUGUAGAUCACCCCAAUGUCACCAUGGACUAUUGUGACCUGCAGUUGUGUGAUGAUCCACUAGAGAGUGAAGCAGAUGAUGUUAGGCAGGAAAGCCGAUGGGGACAAACUGGUCCUAGAAAAUCUUUCUUCAAUCCCCAGAGUUUUGGCAAUGGGGAGCAGGUGUGUGGAGAACGCCCAAUGUUUGAGAAAAUAGGAAAAGCUGAUUCAAGAGAACAAGAAUUAUUAGACGAAUCUCGUCAACCGAGAAUUUUGACAAGGGACAAUGCAGAAAUUGGAAGUGCCCCAUGGCAGGUGAUGCUGUACCAGCGUAGUCCCCAGGAGCUGCUGUGUGGGGCUAGUUUGAUCAGCGAUGAGUGGGUCCUCACUGCCGCCCACUGUAUCCUCUACCCUCCAUGGAACAAGAACUUGACCAGUGAAGACAUACUUGUUCGGCUUGGCAAAUACUCUCGCUCAAAGUUUGAGAGAGGGGUCGAGCAGAUCAAGGGCCUUGAUAAAAUUAUUGUCCAUCCUAAAUACAACUGGAAGGAGAACCUUAACAGUGACAUUGCUCUCCUGCAUAUGAAGAAGCCCAUAGAAUUUUCAGCUCAUAUCCAUCCAAUUUGCCUACCUACUAGGCAGGUGGCUAAAGAAUUGAUAAUGUCUGGAUUUGUGGGUCGUGUGACAGGUUGGGGGAACCUCUUUGAGAGAUGGUCGUCUUCUCCAAAAGCAAUCCCUUCAGUCCUUCGGCAGGUCCACCUGCCCAUUGUUGAUCAAGACACCUGUCAGUAUUCUACCUCAAUUCGUAUCACAGACAACAUGUUUUGUGCCGGAUUCAGACCAGAGCAAAGCAUCUAUGGCGAUGGUUGUGAAGGGGACAGUGGCGGCCCUUUUGUCAUGAAGGAUCGUACAGAUAAUCGCUGGUAUCAGAUUGGUCUUGUGACUUGGGGUGAAGGUUGUCACCAGGAUGGAAAAUAUGGAAUCUACACUCAUCUAUUCCGCAUGAGGAGGUGGAUGAAGAAGGCCAUUGAGGCUGCAUAUGACAAUGAUGAAUAAUAACAUUCUUUUUUUUAAUAUAUAUAUAUAUUUUUUUCAAUUAUGAGAUGUUUUCCCAUUUUAAUCCAGUUUGACUUAAGUAUGUCGAAUUGAGAACAAUGGUUGUUUUAUCAAUUCCCAUUUGCUUGCUACGUUGAGUAAAUAUACCAUCUAUGAAUCAUCUGCUAGCCCGUACUGGGAAUUUAAUACAUUGAAAGAAAUAACUCAAUUGGUUCAUACAGUGAUUCCCAGUCCUGCAUGUUGAAGGAUUUCCCAUCAUAAUAAUUACGGGUUGCCUCUAAAGUUGCCCUAUUUUCUCAUAAACAUAAUAUUUCUGAUAAAAAGUCACACCAUUUCUGCAUUAUAUCUGAUAAGCCUAAACAAAUGUUUUAUUCCAGACACUUUUUUGGAUGUAUCCUGAAUUACUUAUCCUGGGUUGACCUAGUCGCAUGUCCUAGCUUGGCACGUAAAGCAGUCCAAGCAUAGUACAUUCAUCUAUGUCCAGUGGCAAAAUCCAAGAUGGCUGACAAAAAAUACAGAUAACUCCAUAUCAGUUCAGUCAACCUUGACACCAUGGUCUCCGAUUUUUGCUCAUUAUUUGUCAAAACAGUUCCCCAAUGUUAUGACUAAAAUAUCAGCCUGAUAUUUUAUUUCGUUGCUCAUGAAUUACUUUUCAAUUAUGGAUAGACACCCUAGAAAAAUCACAGCAAUUGCUAGUAUUUUAUAUAAGAUAUGCAUCUUUUUGAUAGCCCUCUCCUGUCUAAAAAGGCAUGUGACAUCUCAAGCAUUUUCUAUGGUGUGAUGUUUAGCGAACCUUAUAGGUAUUGGGUUUAAAAUCCAGAUGAUGAGACCUACAUAGUUCUUUGCCAUAUUGCUGAAACCUAUUUUUGAAGACUACUUAAAAAAUAUCUAACUGGCAGGUUUCCCUUGCCCCAAUAUCCUUAUCCUAGUUUUUGACGAGCACUCGCAAACAGUCUGAGGAGGUAGUUCUCUGUGAACAUACAUCAUAAAUGUAUACUUUUCUGUUUGCUGUCUAUAGUAUAGUAUAUGCUGUUCCAGGACAGGAAGUUGUCAAAGGACUGAAUUGGAUGAGGGGAAGAUGAUAUCAGCUCAUUAUUAACUUCUUUUAUUAAAAGCAAUUAGUGUUAAUUUUAUUGUGCAAUAUAGCAUUUCAUUUCAUUCAAACGCAAUGUACAUUUAAUUUCAUACAAAUUAUAUUUACAUCAUCUUAACAAAUAUUAUUUUCAGCUUGAUAAUAAAUAUCAAUUCAAAUCAUGAUAAAGGAUGAUUAUUAUCAUCAUUAUAUUAUUAUUAUUAUUAUAAUAAUAAUAAUAAUAAUAAUAA